AGCGGACUCCUCACGGUUGUGGAGCAGCGGGUCAGUCUGGACGGAGCGGCAGGAGGACGGAGUUAGAGCCGACUCUCUGCAUCUUUGUGACGGACUCACUCCUCACUGCUGCCGCGGGGCAUGCUGGAAUUCACCUGGAGCUGGACCCAGACUGGACCCGACUGGUCCCAGACCGGUUUACCGGAUUAAUUUCCCUGUGAGUCCGCAGGAGGACCGUGAGACCACCGGUUGAUACUUGGAGCUUCGGAGACCAGUCUGUGGAUCCGGGUCUGGAUCCACUUUCUAACCCGGGUCCGUGUAACCCAGGAUUAUCUUCCCGGGUUCCUGUAGACCCUCUUCCGGACCCUGAUGCUGCAGAGACCCUGAGGUCCCAGCGGACGGUCUGACGGACGACAUGCCGCUGUCCGCCACCAGAGCGGCAGCCUCCGCGGAGGCGGUGGAGCGGCAGCGUCAGAUGCGGCAGCGGCUGGAGGCCUCCGUGUCCGGGCUCGAGGAGCUGGAGCACCUGCGGCAGCAGCAGGAGGUGCUGGUCCGGGGGGCGCUGGAGCUCCGGGAGGAGGAGCAGGAGGAGCGGCGGAAGGAGGAGAAGCUCCUGGAGGAGAACAUCCUGCUGCUCAGGAAACAACUGAACUGUCUGAGGAGGAGAGACGCUGGACUCAUCAGUCAGCUGCAGGAGCUGGACCGGCAGAUCUGUGACCUGCGAUUGGACAGCGAGGCGUCACAUGACCAGUUGGAGACGGACAGCCGACCCAGUUCAGGUUUCUAUGACUUGAGUGACGGAGCAUCUGUCUCUCUCUCCAACUCGUCAAACUCCGUCUUCAGUGAGUGUUUCUGUUCCAUGAAUGAAGCUGAUGGACAUCUUCUGUCUGCAGAUGAGCUGGCCAGCUGUUUGGACUGUGACGGUUUGGUCGGAGGACUUUGUGACGAGUCGUCCUCUGGUCUGGUCCGUCGCUCGCUCUCAGCUCCUCACCCGGCCUCCCUGGACCCGGUCUCAUCGGUGGACUCCCAGUCUAAGUACCACUGCGACCUGGUGGCCCGAAAUGGCAGCGAUGUGUAUCGCUACCCGAGCCCGCUGCACGCCGUGGCCGUCCAGAGCCCCGUGUUCCUGCAGAUGUUGGGUCACGGUGGUCCCGGUAGAGACGAAGGCCUUCUAAAAAGCGUUGAAGGACUCGAACCAGAAUCCUCACCCCUUUCUGCUUCUGAUGCAGCUCCUCUUAUAGCUCCUCUUGUAUCUCAGAGCUCCUCCUGGCCGGCCUCCUCUUCUUCCUCUCAGACUCCUUCCUAUAAGCAACUGGACAGCUACAUCUACAGUCUGCUGCAGCGGAGGGCCCUGCCCGUCAGGACCAGCAGACCCAGGACCAGUAUCAGCGCCGACACGUCAAAGAGCAUCCUGAGGCAGGCCAGUCUCUGUGUGAGGCAGUUCUCUGGGUCUGGUUUCGGGACUCUGAGGGGGUCUGAAUUAAAACCCUCUGUACCGACCGGAGGAGUGUCGGCAGGGGGCGUCGCCACCUCGUCUCCUCAGAGGCAGCGGUCUGUGGACAGUAGAUCUGAGGAGCAGGAGACCCAGAAGGUUUUCUCUGAAUGCAGCGUUGACUCAAUGCAAAAUGUCUUCAAGAUAAACAUUGAUCCAAGCAGCAACGGUCUGUUACAACAGAAAAGCAAAACACUUCUUCCUCCCUCACCAGCAUCCACAGCUACUCUGCCUCAAGACUCCCCCAAAGAGACCAAGCAGCCAUGUUACUCUCCAGACCUGCUCCUCAAAUCACCACCGGCCAUCAAAACAGCUACUCCCAAUAACAGCCCGAAUCCUCCACAAACUGUCCAGACAGAGAAAGUCGAUAGGUCAGUGCCGGAGGUAGCCGGUCGAGGUUCCUCCUCCCAGAGUCAGGAUGAAGGAGGAGGAGGAGGGAGUCACAUGGUUAACACCAAGUGCAUUACCGCUCAGCGGUACACCGUCAAACUCCGCAAGGGAGGCAGCAAGAAUUUGAAGAUGGUGAAGGUGAAGACCACCACGACGAUGAGGACGAGUCGGGCCUCUGAACACAACGAGCCUUCGUCAGAGAGAAGAGGCGACAAAUCCCACCACAGGCCCAGUUCUAAAAAGUCCCGGCUUUUGGACGACAAAAGCUUCGUCAACAUCAAUGUCUCCAAGAGAGCAGCCGGCGGCGUUCACGGCGCGUCCACCUCCAGGAUCAAACGCCUUCCCGCGUCCAUCCCAGAGGGCCGAGUUGUGGACAAACGAAUCGCAUCAACAGUAAGCAGUGUGCAGUCUGGUGCAUCCAGGCACCAUUACCAUGGAAACCACCACCACCACGGACGCGACCAGGUCGUGGUCGUCGCCAAACCGAAGUACAAACGAAACGACUACCGGAGGUUGCGUGCAAUCAUGGAGGUACCGAACGACGAGGCAUUCAGGCGCACUCAGCGGCGGCAGAGAAAGGAGCUGUUAAGCCCUUCAACAGCCAAUGUGUUCCUCCCCCCCACCGAACAGGUGAGCAGCCCGUAUUCCUACGUGGCAGGAAGUGACUCUGAGUAUUCGGCCGAGUGCGCGUCUCUUUUUCACUCCACCAUCGUCGACACCAGUGAGGACGAGCGGUCCAACUACACCACAAACCGCUUCGGAGACAGUGAGUCCGGUGAGGAGGAGGAGGAGUUCGUGGAGGAGAGCACCGCCACCAGUGACACGGAGGAGAGCGGAGGAGGCGGGGCCGGUGGUGGGACAGGUGGAAUGGGCCGGGGGCGGAGCCAGUUAGGGGCAGCUGUCCAGGAAAUGACUCCGGCUCAGGCGAAGGCCUUCGUUAAGAUCAAGGCCUCCCACAACCUGAAGAAGAAGAUCCUCCGGUUCAGGUCGGGUUCUCUCAAACUCAUGACCACCGUGUGAGAACAAACUGGACCACAGCCAUAUCUGUUGAGGGGCCCUGAACCCGAACCCGGUACUCUUACAAAGUGGACAAAACUCUUUUCUACGCUGACACUUCAACCAUCCCAACGAGAUGACGCCCAACCAGUUAUCCAUCUUUGUAAAAAGCAUGUGUGACAUUUACUAUCUCCUUCACAUUCUGUCAUACGCUGUAGUUUUUAGUCCGGAGGUAAAAGGUGGCGCCUUCAAACUCGGCCUUCCUUGUUCGCCAGUGGAGUCCAUCAGAGCGACCCGGGAUCAGGAGGAGGUCCGUCUCCUCCGUUGUGAUGCCUACAUACUGAGAAGGGAACGGGGAGGAAACUUGUGGAGAAUUAUUUUACAGUUACAUAAACAUCUUGAACUGCAAACACGUAAUCUUAUCGACUUCCUGUGCCUGAAUUUACCUUCAUGUGGAUCAUUUCGGCUUCUCAACAUGGAAAUUUGAGGAAGUUCAAGUGGUUUAACUCGGAGGAGGCCGGGCCACAACCCACCAUCACUGGGCUGUUCAUAUUUUAUGCCGUGUAGCCUGAACUCAUAAGUUCCUGUUUUAGAGAUUACAUGAAAGAGGUUUUUGCUCACUUUUGAAAACACAUUUUUAAGAUUUUAGUGUCAUAAACCAGUGGUUUUGGAUCAAACUGUGUCUUUGUGCAAGUUUCUGGUUCUGAGAAGCAGCCAAUCAAGAACCCCCCCACUGCCUGCAUUCAGGAUGCAGCAUUUGGAUUCAACCAAUCAGAUUGGCUCCCUUUACUUUACUCCCUCUUUCCCGCCUGACUGACCUGAGAGAAGAAUCCAAAGUCUCAGUCCGCUUCAAACUGAAUCGUUGUCUUUCUAUCUGCCGUCACAGCCUCCUUGAUACCGGGGUCAUAUCAAGCUGUAGAAACACUGACUUAUGGGUAAUCCAGCCAGACUUUGUGGCCUCGAGGUCAUGAACCACACAAAUGUGGAAAAAAGAGCCACACUGAGAGCCAACAAGCGUUUGGUUUUAAGCCUCCUGAGGUCUUUGGUGUUUCUCUGGUAGAAGAACUUCAGGGCAUUCGUCAAACGUCUCUUUAGACGUGUCUUAAUAUCUCCAGAAGGUUCUUCAGAUGUUCCUGCGUUGUGUUCAGGGUUGAGGUUGAAUGUAAAGCUCUUUAUUUGCGGACAGGACAGACGGUGUCCGUUGGUACCCUGUUGAUCUCUGAUUGGUUUAAAGCCUUCUUUUGUAUUUAUUGUCACCAACACGCCAAACGUCUGUAAAUGUUUCUCUUUUUAUGACACAGUCCUGUUUUACCUUGUUAUGUUUUGAUGAAAGCUAUUUAAACCUAAUAUAUUUGCUUGCUACUCAUUGGAUACCACACGAUAACAUUUAUACACCAAGUCUGAAAGUGUUUCUUUACCACAUGAUCACCUGUUUAUGCAGCAUUUAGGUGUUUGGGUGAAAACCAGACUGUUGUUGUUUUUUUA
Messenger RNA from Anarrhichthys ocellatus (wolf-eel), 4342 nucleotides. RefSeq names its product dishevelled-binding antagonist of beta-catenin 1 (gene dact1). Gene Ontology annotation, biological process: regulation of Wnt signaling pathway, planar cell polarity pathway; negative regulation of JNK cascade; negative regulation of canonical Wnt signaling pathway. Lineage: Eukaryota; Metazoa; Chordata; Actinopteri; Perciformes; Anarhichadidae. The record is from RefSeq and is a predicted model, not a curated record. The transcript is spliced from 4 exons. Gene Ontology annotation, cellular component: cytoplasm. Bases 395 to 2881 code for a protein of 828 amino acids.